Molecule: messenger RNA, 3110 nt
Organism: Linum trigynum
Lineage: Eukaryota; Viridiplantae; Streptophyta; Magnoliopsida; Malpighiales; Linaceae
Source: the annotation of a GenBank genome assembly
AUCUGGCAGAGAUCAUCACUACUGUUAUCUUAUCAGUUUUAUUUCUCCCUCUGCAUCCUCCAAAAAGCAAAGAAGAGACAGUAGAGAACGAAAGAUCUAAUUAAUCGAAAUGCUGCUGCAAAUUGCUAAUCACUAUACACAUAAAAAAACGAAUUACGGUAACAAAGAGAUUGAUUACAUUACUUAAUCAGCAACACUCCCCAAUCCCCAUCACCAGACGCAAAUUACAUUAAUCGACGCGAAACCCUAAAACCGGAAAAAAUAGAAAUUGUAGGGAAGGAACAAUCAGAAUCUGAAGAGAGAAAACUACUUUCGCAGAGGAAGCGCGCGGUGGAGGCGGUGGAACUCUGCGGAACUUAGAAAGGAGGCGGAGCGUGAAAGCCCUUCAAGAAGGGGCGACUGUGGAAAGCGGCGGCGUCGGAGACGUGAACGGUGUCCUUCAACUUGUGGAAGCCAUCUUUGAAGACCCCGAAGCCGAAUAGCAUUCCGAUCAAGACCACCACCAGGAUCAAGCAAGUGCAGAGCAUGCACAUCCUCCCCCCGCAGCACAUCCUUCCUUUCUCCUCUCGCUCGCCGGGCCUUGGAUUCUCGGAGCUCCGAAUCGGAUCUCUUUCUCUCUGUGUGUUUCUGUUCGAGAUCUAGGCACAAGGGCUCUCGCAAUUAAUCGCUCUCUCGUUCGCUCGGUCGCUCGCCAAUCGCUGUCUGUGAAUAUGAAUUUCAAUUCCAGGACGUUACGAGGGCAGCGCGGAAGGGCGAAAGAAAGGGAAUCCUCUCGCGGCUCUUAAAAGCAACGCAAUAAAGAUGGACAACGAUAUACAAUAACCCAUCUAAAACUGAAAAGCAGGUAUUUAUAAAUAAAUUUUCCUUCUUAUUUCCUUUUCCGCAUCUAAAUCUGAUUCCCGUUGCAGGAAAUUGAGUAGGAAAAGGAAUUGGGUUUUUCUUAAUCCCGACUCAUCCGUCAUUCUCGUUGGCUCAAGGAAAACUUAUUUGAUUUUGGCAGAUUAACAAGGUGAAAACUGCAGACUGCCACUAUGGAAACUGUUUAGUAGAAUUGAAAAGGGUGCUCCAAAAUGGAGUGAUACAGGUACAGAACAAGAACAAAAGCAGCCCACCCAAGCAACAUAGAUGAGUUGCUAGCCUUGAUGGAAGACCUAGUAGUGUCUGAUUUAUAUGACAUUCAGAUUUGCGCAGCACAUACAGACUUCCUUGUUAUUCAGGUUUGACAUUUUGGAUACAUUUUAGUUUGAUCUUUGAUGAUGGGGAUUCUUGAAGUAGGAUUCAUGUCUCAGUUACAGUUAAGAGGCUGCAAAUGUUGGGUCAAAAGCAUAUCUCUGCACCUGUUGCUUGUUUAGUGAUUGUGAGAUGAUCCCAAUCAAUAUGAUUGUGGAGCAGCUCGUGGGAAUAGUCACUGGGACAUCUCUCUUUGUUUGUCCAUCGGCAAUCGGCCAUUGCUGCUGAAUCUGCCUUAGCUAGCUGGUGCUUAUUAUUGAUCACACUGGGUUGCAGCGUAUAGGUAGUCGGAUCAUCAUUAGGGAGCACUGAUGCAUGUUGUGGGCAGUGUUGGAUGCUAGUAGCAGCGACAGGAAAUACGCGAUGAAGCGUCCAAGUUCAGCAUAGAUGGUUCAACCUGGAGUGUUCAGUGGAAAGAGGGCAAAGAAGCAGAGUCUAGAAUUGAAUUGUUGACUUGCCUUGAAGGUAAAUUGUUUCUAUAGGAACCGUCUUUGGCUUUGUAAUUUGCUUUCUUUGCCAUCCAGAGUUCAUAACAUCCAUUUGUGUAUUGGUAAUGCACAUAAGAAAAUUUUGUGCUAGCUAUACCUACCUAGGAUACUGCAGCAAAGUCUCUUAUCUUCCUGUACCAUUUUUUUUUUUUUUGCAAUAGAAACUCGUCUUUGAAUUGCGUAAAGUGACUUGUUCUUCUAUCGGCUGUGUAGAUCUGUUAACAAGUUGCAGUGGUGGCAGAUUAUUGACCGCUUUGAAUCAGUGACUCCCAAAAUCUGAUACUAGUUGCGUGCUCUUGUACAGUAUGGAGCUAGUAGUAGUUUGAAACCGGUAGGAUCUAUAGAUGAGCAUAGCCAUAGGUGGGAGGUCGAAGUGGAAGCAGAGCAAUCGUGACAGCAGAGUAAUCUUUCUGCUGUGACCGUUUUUGCUUCUUAUCAUUAGAAGAAUUCAUCCAUUCAUUCAUUCAUAAACAAUCGUUUACCGUAACAAUAAUCAUGUUCCAAGUAACCUAGAUCAGAUGAUGAUGAAGAAUAUAUAGAUGUGACUAUCUUCAUCUGUAUGUUUCAAUCACUGCCUCUGCUGGAUUACAAGCCAUUAACCGUAAUCUGAGAAAAUCUAAAACAACAGUGUAUCAACAAAAUAAGUUUUUAGCGAUGAGAUCAGGCACAAGCGCAGGUAUUAUUAUCUACGAGAAGGAUCUCCGGCUCCUGGUUGUCUCCACUCCUGAAGAGGAGAUAACCGAGCGACAGGCCGAGAACGAUGGCGAGGAAGACGCCGCCGUUGAAAGACAUGAUGGCCAGCAUCAGCAAGUACCCCAUCGCCGAGUUCACCCCAAACAAGAUCGCUCCGGCGAGGCGAGUCGGACCCGUGGCGGGCUUGGGGAGCAGGAGAGGAGCGUUGACCGGGGACGGCGAGGAAGAAGAACUGGUGGAGGCCUUGAGCCGGAUGCGGCGAUCUUCCAUGUACUGGUAAAAGGCGGCGAAGAGGAAACAGGCUAGUAAAGUGAGGAGGUAAGAGAGCAAGGAGUCGGUUUUCCAGGAGUCGAGGAGAAGCGUGACUUGGAUCCCCCAAUACAGCGUCAUGUGCAUCAUCUUUGAUGAGAUUCAACUGACCGCAAAAAACGCCGACGGAGGUCGAUUGGAGAAGACGGUGGGUGGCCCGGCCGGCGUUUUUUGGGUCGGAAUCGUUAAUUUCUGAAAGCAGAGCUUCGGGAAAUAAUGCAGUGACAACAGCACCGAGGAGAGGAUUGCAAUGAUCGAUUGGCGGAUGGGUGGUUAUUAAUUAUCACUGCACUGCGAGGGUGGCGUAGAGAUUACUUGCGUUGCGUGGUCCCAACAAGAUGCCAAUUCCUUCGACAACCUGUUGGAUCCAAAUACAAUAUUGGCUUAGCG